GGGACCAGGCCAGACUACCUUCCCGCGCGCAUUCGUCAUAACACCAUGUGUCGCUCCGAGUUCGCCAGCAACCAGCCGGCUGCCCUCGAUAGCAUCCUCACACUCUCCCCGCCCCUGUGACCUCAAAAUCGCAUCCACCCCCAGACCCUACGUACCCGUUCCUGCGUGUCGCUGCUGCGCCUCGCUCCGUCUGCACCCCGCCAAACCACCAAUCGACUGCGCCCGCGGUCCAGAGACGCCCCGCUGCGACGCAUCCACACUUCUGCUGCCGCGCCUGACUUCUGCCUGCGGAACCUCGUCCUCUCACCGAAACGCACGUCCGCGCGCGCUCCAUCUUCCGCUACACUCCCCAGACCCUCAGGCGAGAACAUGGGUAAAUCCCAGAGCAAGCUCUCACAGCAGGAGCUGGCCGACCUCCAAAAGGCCACCCACUUCGACAAGAAGGAAUUGCAGCAAUGGUACAAGGGGUUCCUGAAGGACUGUCCGUCCGGCAUGCUCACUAAGGAGGAGUUCCAGAAGAUCUACAAGCAGUUUUUCCCGUUCGGGGACCCAUCGUCGUUUGCAGAUUACGUCUUCAACGUCUUUGACGCCGACAAGUCGGGCACAAUCGACUUCAAAGAGUUCAUCUGCGCGCUCAGCGUUACAAGUCGAGGAAAGAUGGAGGACAAACUUGACUGGGCGUUCCAGCUGUACGACAUUGACGGCGACGGCAAGAUCAGCUACGAGGAGAUGCUGGCGAUCGUAGAGGCCAUCUACAAGAUGGUUGGCUCCAUGGUCAAGCUCCCCGAGGACGAGGACACGCCCGAGAAGCGCGUGCGCAAGAUCUUCCGGAUGAUGGACAAGGACGAGAACGGCAGCUUAGACAUGGCCGAGUUUAAGGAAGGCUCCAAGCGCGACGAGACGAUUGUAUCGGCGCUGUCCCUCUACGACGGGCUGGUGUAGGCGGGCGCGUCGUUGUUGUUUCUUGUUCUUGGCUUCUUGGAUACCACAUUGCGUCGUGGAAUUUCUGGCAUGCGUCGUGGAAUUUCUGGCAUGCGCUCAUUCAGCAUGCCGCAUGAGGUGGAGGUCUGUCUCGCUUAGGCGUUGGUUCAUCAUGACUGAUGUAGAUAUGACUUGCUGCAUCAGUAUGGGCAUCCGGGGUGCAAUACACAAAGAGUCGUUUCAGUGCUGUUGUAGGAGUUUCUCGAC
Didymella exigua CBS 183.55 is the source of this 1188-nucleotide messenger RNA. Its product is annotated as neuronal calcium sensor 1. Gene Ontology annotation, molecular function: calcium ion binding. The transcript is spliced from 4 exons. The coding region runs from base 370 to 942 and encodes 190 amino acids. The record is from RefSeq and is a predicted model, not a curated record. Lineage: Eukaryota; Fungi; Ascomycota; Dothideomycetes; Pleosporales; Didymellaceae. Gene Ontology annotation, cellular component: intracellular membrane-bounded organelle; membrane; cytosol.